AUGGUGAAGAAAGAAAUCUUUAAUUGUAAGAAAUGUGGAAAAAACCACAAGAUAAGAGAAUGUCCAGCUUAUGGGAAGAAAUGUGCAGCUUGCAAGGAGAGGAAUCAUUUUGCAACCAUGUGUCACAAAGCAAGACAAGAAAGAAGUGAGCCACAAGAAAAGAAAUCAGUAGAAAGAGUGAAAAACAAGAAAAGAGUAAAUGAAGUCAAAGAACAGGAACAAGAAGAUAUUGAAGAAGAAAAAACAUUUUAUUUGGAUACGUUGGUAUUAGGUCAGUUAGAUAAGGUAAGCCAGUUAGUAAACCUUAAUAGUUCUAUAAAUAGUUUACAAACUCAGUGGUACCAAAAAUUGAAAAUAAACAAAGAGUUUAUCCAAUUUAAAUUAGAUACAGGCGCAGAGUGUAAUACUUUACCUUAUAAUUACUUUCAGAAAUUAAACAAAAACAAUUCUUUAAACUUAAAGGAAACUAAGUUAAUUCUCACAUCAUACAGUGGCAAUAAAUUUAAACCGUUAGGGUCAGUAAAUUUAGAGUGUAAGUUAAAUAAAAAUGUUAACAAGGUAGAUUUUUUGGUGGUAGAUCUCAACAAUGCAGUACCUAUCUUAGGACUAGAAAGUUGUCUAAAAUUCAAUUUAUUAAAAAGAGUCAAUGAAAUUACAAGCAAAGAAACAAAAGAACAGUUUGUUAGUAGGAACAAAGAUGUUUUUACAGGGUUAGGUAAGAUAGGUAAGUACAAAAUUAAAUUGAUAGGAGAACCUGAACCGAUUAUUAAGCCAAUAAGAAGAGUUCCAGAAGCUGUAAGUCACAAAUUAAAAAACACCUUAGAAAUUAUGGAAAAGAAAGGCAUAAUAAUAAAAGUCAAUGAACCAACAGAAUGGUGCCAAAAUUUGGUAAUCGUGGAAAAACCAGACAAAUCAUUGAGGGUAUGCCUGGAUCCAAAAGAUUUAAACCGAUAUAUAGGGAGAGAAAGGUAUUUAAUACCAUCAACUGAAGAAUUGUGCAAUAGGCUAGCGGGAAAGGAAGUCUUUAGUGUAUUAGACAUGAAAGAUGGGUUCUAUCAAAUAGAGCUUGAUGAACCAAGUAGCUACUUAUGCACAUUUGGAACGCCAUUUGGGAGGUAUCGUUUUAAGAGAAUGCCAUUUGGAAUAUCAUCAGCACCAGAGGUUCUACAGAAGGCAAAUACAAAAAUAUUUGGUGACCUUGAAGGGGUACAAAUAUAUUUUGAUGAUCUAAUCAUUGCAGGGAAAGAUGCUGAAAAUCAUGACAGAAUAUUACAAGAGGUGAUAAACAGAGCAAGAAAAUACAAUUAUAAAUUUAAUGUAAAGAAACUUCAGUAUAAAAUUGACAAGGUCAAAUAUGUUGGGUUAAUAAUAUCGAAAGAAGGAAUAGCAGCAGAUGCUAGUAAUGUGGAAACAAUUGUCAAAUUAGAAGAACCGAAGAAUGUAAAAGCCUUACAGAAAUUUUUAGGUAUGACAAAUUAUCUAAGUAAAUUUAUACCUCAUUACUCCGAAAGUACACAGGCACUAAGAGAAUUGCUAUAG
Messenger RNA from Sitophilus oryzae (rice weevil), 1539 nucleotides. RefSeq lists its product as uncharacterized. Bases 1 to 1539 code for a protein of 512 amino acids. NCBI's taxonomy places the organism in Eukaryota, Metazoa, Arthropoda, Insecta, Coleoptera, Curculionidae. The transcript has a single exon. The record is from RefSeq and is a predicted model, not a curated record.